Messenger RNA from Oncorhynchus tshawytscha (Chinook salmon), 2565 nucleotides. Its product is annotated as acyl-CoA desaturase-like. The transcript has a single exon. Gene Ontology annotation, molecular function: iron ion binding; stearoyl-CoA 9-desaturase activity; palmitoyl-CoA 9-desaturase activity. The record is from RefSeq and is a predicted model, not a curated record. Gene Ontology annotation, biological process: response to fatty acid; unsaturated fatty acid biosynthetic process. Bases 267 to 1265 code for a protein of 332 amino acids. Gene Ontology annotation, cellular component: endoplasmic reticulum membrane. NCBI's taxonomy places the organism in Eukaryota, Metazoa, Chordata, Actinopteri, Salmoniformes, Salmonidae.
ACACGCCCUCGAGCGUGGCCAGCGUAGCCUUUAUGUCGGCCAGUUGAUAGCAAUUUGUGUGCCUCUUUGAUAGUAGCCUAUGCUAUCCUAGCGUUGCACCCGGAAAUCGAGCACGCACUUUAACUUGAUGUUAAAGUUGCUCGAUUCCUUGGUGGGAUGAACGAGGAUGACCGUGUUUGUCAUGUUAAUUGAAUGGCUCUCUGUCCUCUUUCUAGCACAGAUCUCAUCUCAACACGGCGUGUUAACUACAGACUCCCACAGCAGAAAUGACAGCGACGGAGACGAGAAACCCCAACAAGCAACAAAACAGAGAUGCUGUGGUGGCAGAAACGUCUACGAGAGAUGAUGUUUUUGAUGAUAGCUAUAAAGCAAAAGAGGGCCCUAAACGGCGGAUGAGAUUGGUGUGGAGAAACGUCAUAUUAAUGGUUUUAUUACAUGCUGGAGCGCUUUACGGACUGAUGCUCGUGCCCUCUACCUCGGCCUUAACUCUGGCCUGGACUGUUGUGUGCUUCUUGCUCAGUGCCCUGGGUAUAACUGCGGGGGCCCACCGCCUCUGGAGUCACAAGUCCUACAAGGCCUCCACCCCUCUGCGAGUCUUCCUGGCCCUUGCCAACUCCAUGGCCUUCCAGAAUGAUAUUUACGAGUGGGCGAGGGACCACCGGGUUCACCACCAGUACUCCGAGACGGACUCGGACCCCCACAAUGCACUGCGGGGCUUCUUCUUCUCUCACAUUGGCUGGCUGCUCGUCCGUAAGCACCCUGACGUGAUCGAGAAGGGAAAGAAGCUGGAGCUGACGGACCUGAAGGCAGAUAAAGUUGUCAUGUUCCAGAGAAAGUACUACAAGCUCUCUGUGGUUCUGCUGUGUUUCCUGGUGCCCAUGUGGGUGCCCUGGUACCUGUGGGGUGAGUCCCUGUGGGUGUGCUACUUCAUCCCGGUCAUGCGGUACACCCUGGUGCUGAACGCUACCUGGCUGGUCAACUCUGCAGCUCACAUGUGGGGCAACCGACCCUAUGACCAUAACAUCAACCCCAGUGAGAACCGUUUCGUGGCCUUCAGUGCCAUUGGCGAGGGCUUCCACAACUACCACCACACCUUCCCCUUUGACUAUGCCACCAGUGAGUUUGGCAUUAAGAUGAACAUCACCACUGCCUUCAUAGACCUCAUGUGCUUUCUGGGCCUGGCCAAGGACUGCAAGAGGGUGUCCCACGAACUCGUUUCAGACCGUGCCCAGCGAACAGGUGACGGCAGCCACAAGACUGGCUGAGUAAUGUUGUCUCAAACCGUUACGGACUUGAUGCGACCGAUACCAGAUACGAUAAAACAGGCUAAACCAAUGAAAGAAAGAAUGUAGCUGUAGUAAAUUGCAGUAUUGAUGAUGGAGUUAGUAGUGCUGCAGUUAGUAGUGAUCAAACCAUGGUCCAUUGAUGUCUGCUUCUGUGUUAUGAGUUAAAAACCUAUACUUGAGUUCCUCAGACGAAUAUUGGCUUUAAAAUCGGUCCUAGACCUUUCAGUAAAGUGUUUUUUAAUUUUUUAAUUUUAUUUUUAUGAAUGACGCGUGAGGUGACUAAGCAAAGUGAUCUAUUGGCCUGGCUAUGCUAGGUAUGUUAGCACAGAGAUUUAACGAGUAAGUCACUAUUGGUAGAAAAAACUGAAGUGUGUGUGGCGGAGAUAGACGCUGUAAUGCGUGACACUAUUACACCAACCAAACUACCUGCCUGUGCCAUCUUUACCAACAAUGAAGAUGGUAGGACAUUAACCUCUAAUUUAUUCAUGAGCUAUAUUAUUUUGAAAUUGUGAAAAACGUUUGAGGUUUCUUCACAUUUUAGGCUAAGUAGGUGAAAUUUGUUUUGAUAAUGUGUCGAUUUCAAUUUGGGCUGAAUGAUUCUGACAUAUGGAUCCAAAUCUUUCUAUCAGUCACGCUUUGUUGACAUUCAUUCACUAAGCGUGGAGUAAAAAUUCUUUAAAAUCCUUGAAGUCCACCUUUUGUCAAAAGUUUACAUUUACAUUUAAGAUGAAAUGUAAGUUUUAUAAUUUAACAUGAUUUGCUUUUUAUUAAGCCACCCUACUUCAGUCUUAUUUUACUAUAAGCUGCUGUGUUGAAACAGCCCUACUUACUUCUAAGUCAACAUACUGUUGAGCUGUCAUUGUAUACCAGACCAUAUUCCAUAUAGGCUGGUGUAGAAGUGCAGUUGUGCGGCAGCAUUGCAUAUUAUUGCACCAGUUGACUCCUCCUGUCCAAGUUGCUCUUCACAGGAGAUUAUUUCCUCUUGUAGAAGAGGAUGAAGGUAUCAGAUCUCAAGUUGCACAUAUAUUCCCUGUAUAGUGCAUUACUGUUGACCAGGGACCAUUGUGGGCUCUGGCCAAAGGUAGUGCACUGUAUAUGGAAUCAAGUUCCAUUUGGGAUGUACAUAAGGUCUCUUCAUUUGUGUAUAACACGAUUUAUAUCUCUGGAUAUUUUGUAGGGGCGAUGGUGCCUGUGACUACAGUCGGAUGGUCGAACAGAAGCCUGGUUGGGUUUUUUCCAAUCCUGCUUCAGACACUUCUGCACUGAAACGUAGUUAAAA